Messenger RNA from Catharus ustulatus (Swainson's thrush), 2860 nucleotides. RefSeq names its product MIA SH3 domain ER export factor 2 (gene MIA2). Gene Ontology annotation, biological process: endoplasmic reticulum to Golgi vesicle-mediated transport; protein secretion; vesicle cargo loading. The record is from RefSeq and is a predicted model, not a curated record. Gene Ontology annotation, cellular component: endoplasmic reticulum membrane; endoplasmic reticulum exit site. The transcript has 24 exons. Bases 70 to 2451 code for a protein of 793 amino acids. Lineage: Eukaryota; Metazoa; Chordata; Aves; Passeriformes; Turdidae.
GGGGCCCGCGGGAGCCGGGCCUUGCCCGCGAGUUUUAUUUCCGUGCCACCAGCUGCCGCCCGGGCCCACAUGGAGGCGGCCAGCGCCGCACGGGAGGCUGUGGCUUCACUGCCCGAAGAUAUGAGACCUGGCCCUGAUCUGUAUGGUUUCCCAUGGGAAAUAGUGAUUUGUGCUGGCGUUGUUGGAGCCUUGACGAUUCUCUUGUUCCUGUACAGAAGUUAUCAAUCAGUUAGAAGUCGACUUUAUGUAGGAAGGGAGAAACAGCUUGCCAAUAAAAUUGCUGAACUAGUUGAAGAAAAAUGCAAAAUUCUUGAAAAACUCAGCCUCUGCAAAAAAGAGUUUGAAGAUUUACAGUUGUCUCUGAAGGAUGGUAACACUCUGAAAGAAUCAACAGACACAUCUUUUUUUGAGGAAAUGCACGAAAAACUGAACAAGUCAAACUUGAAACUCAACGACGAAAUAGAGAAUCUAGAAAAAGAACUGGAAGAAGAAAAAUCUAAGCAGUCAGAAAAUGAUACCUUGGUGGCUGAAAUUCAGGAGAAGGUGGAGUCUUUAGAGAACGAAGAAAAAUCUAUCCAGUCACAAAUUGAUGAGGCCAAGUCCACCCUAAAAGUGUAUCAGAUUAAUACUGAGAGACUCAAGACAUCUGUUCAAGAUGCAGUAGAUGAAAACAGCCAUCUCCAGGAAAGUGAGAAACAGCUUUUGCAGGAAGCAGAAGGAUGGGGUGAACGACUUAGUGAGCUAAAUGAACAAACCAAGAUGUUAGAAUCAUCCAAAACAGAUGUAGAAGAAGUUUUAAAAAAUAAAGAGAGCCAAAUCAAGUCACUGACACAAUACAUACUGAACAUGAAAGACUGGAGUUCAGCAAUACGAGAAGAUGGUGACACUGAAGACAACAACUGGGACACAGAUAUAAAGGGUGAAACAGAGAACGGAGAGCACUUAGAUGAUGAGCAAAAGCGAACUGUAAAGAAAUUGAUCUAUGCUGCAAAGUUAAAUGCUUGUUUAAAGACUAUGGAAGCAGAAAGAGACCAAAUGUAUUCAAAACUGUCUGAUGAAAAUAAAGCUAAAGGAGAACUUACAGAACGCAUAGAAAACCUUCAAAGCCAGCAAGCUUCCUUGCGGUCUGAAAAUGAACAUUUUGAAAGUGAAGUUCAAAAGCUUCAGCAGAAACUUAAAGUAAUGACUGAGCUUUAUCAAGAAAAUGAAAUGAAACUACACAGGAAGUUGACAGUAGAAGAGAGGGAACGUCUACAGAAGGAAGAAAAGCUUUCUAAAGUAGAUGAAAAAAUUAUUCAUGCUGCUGAAGAACUUAACAGCUACAGAGAUCGAGCAAAGGAUCUUGAAGAAGAGCUGGAGAGAACCAUUCGUUCUUACGAGAAUCAGAUUACUUCACAUGAGAAAAAAGCUCAUGAUAAUUGGCUGACAGCCAGAGCAGCUGAAAGAUACCUCAAUGAUAUAAAAAAAGAAAAUGCACAUAGCAGACAAAAAUUAACUGAAGCAGAAUUUAAACUUGAACUUUUAGAAAAAGACCCUUAUGCUCUUGAUAUUCCAAUGAGACCAUUUGGCAGAGAGCAUUCCCCAUAUGGACCCUCACCAAUGGGCCGGCCUUCAUCUGAAACAAGAGCUUUUCUUUCCCCUCCAACUUUAUUGGAGGGUCCUUUAAGGCUUUCACCUAUGCUUCCAGGUGGAGGAGGAGGAAGAGGAUCCAGAGGACCAACUGCCAUGUACGAAGCUGGAAGUGAAAGAGGAGAGCUGAAUUCUGAUAGAUUAACUGAUCCUCACAGGCCACCAUCAGAUACUGGAUCCCUGUCUCCACCUUGGGAAAGAGAACACAGGAUAAUUCUGCCUCCACCAGGUGAACCUUAUGCUGAUCCAGUUCUUCCUGCUCGAAGACAAGAAAGAUUUUUCCCUAAUCCUCCAAAUACUGGAAGGCUUUCUGGACCAGCAGAACUACGAACUUACGGUGUUCAGUCCUUUGAUAAAACAGAUGGACAGACAUCUUCAGAACAUAGCCCACAAACAGAACCAAGUGGAGAUGGGAUGAAGGAUCAUUCUGCCCUUAGCAACUCGCUCCCUGAUCAGUCGCUGGCACCUGAAAGUGAAGCUGUAAGGUCAGGGUUUGCACCCCCACCUUUCCCUGCAGUCAGACCUCCACUGAUGCCUGUGGAUCCUAGAGCACCACCUGUACCUUUCAUGAGACGAGGACCUCCUUUUCCUCCCCCUCCUCCUGCUGGCAUGUAUGGGCCACGGGAAUGCUUUCCAGUACAAGACUUCGGCCCUCCACGCCCUCCGCUGCCAAUAAGAAAUCCAUUUCCAAUGAGACCUUAUCCUCACUAUCCACCUCAACGACCUGGAUUUUUGCCUCCACCACCUCCUCCUGAAAAUAGAGUUGAACCAUCUCAGUCAGAUCCAUCAGCUGUAGAACCAGAACCACAGCAGGAGACUUGACAGUCAUUUGGGGAAUGUCCUGAACAAGUUUUGUGCUUUCCUACUGGCAUUUUUCCUUACGUUAAGUAACCGUUGUUACUUAGGUCUAUACAAACUACUUUGCUCAAAUUGAAGCUUAAGAGGGAAAAUUCUCAGGAUAGUAUUUUGUAAAUAAAGAAUUAAAUACCUAUGGAUAUUGUGUAUAAGUGAUUUUCACUCCACAAUAGUAAUUUUAAAUUAAGUAUUUCUAACUUGAGUAGUCUCUUCAGAGGUGUAUAAAAUUAAACAAUGCGAACCAUAUUGAAAAAGUCCAGCUACUUUGUGCUGGUUGAGCUGUACAGGGAGUCUCUCUGCAUGCCAAAAGUGAUGCUUGCUGCUUUAUUAAUAAGAUGUGAAAACAUGGAAACAGUUAAUAAAAAUCUACAGAAAA